GGAGCCGGCGGCGGCGCUGCGGACCGGAGAGCGCGCGGCGACGGCGGCGCGGCUGGGCCAGAUCCCCAGGCCCCUCUAGCUACGGCCGGGACCCUGCGGACGGCGUCGCGGAUUUUAACUUUGCAGGAUAAUCAAAUGCAAGAAGAACUAAUGGUCUACAUUCUGAGUACUGCCCUUGGCAAGACCCGCUUAAGAUACUGUACACUCCCUUUACCCCAGACAUCCUUCUGGGGUCCAUCUGAGGUCAGCAGUGUGAAGAUGACCGGUGCCUUCUUAGCAUGACGACCUUGGACCAUGUGAUCGCUACCCAUCAGUCAGAGUGGGUCUCCUUCAAUGAAGAGCCACUCUUUCCUAUCCCUUCUGAGGGUGGGGCUGAGGAAUAUCCCCUGGGACUAUCAUCUUCCUCAGACCAGUCCGAGAGCUCCUCUGCAGAGAACCAGGUGGUGGAUGGAGGCUCUCGGGACCUUUCCCACUCCGAGCACGAUGACUCCUCUGAAAAGAUGGGCCUCAUCUCUGAAGCAACUUCUCCUCCUGGGAGCCCUGAGCGGCCCCCACCCGACCUGGCUUCUGCCAUCAGCAACUGGGUUCAAUUUGAAGACGACACACCCUGGGCCAGCACCUCACCACCGCAUCAGGAAACAGCCCUCACAUUGACCAUGCCCUGUUGGACAUGUCCGUCCUUUGACUCCCUGCGGAGAUGCCCUCUGACCUCCGAGAGCAGCUGGACCACCCAUUCUGAAGACACCAGCAGUCCUAGCAUUGGGCCUUCGUACACAGACCUGCAGCUCAUCAAUGCGGAGGACCAGACAAGCAGCAGGGCUUCCGGGGCUGACUCAACUGACAAUUCUUCCUCACUCCAGGAAGAUGAAGAGGUAGAGAUGGAAGCCAUCAGCUGGCAAACCAGCAGUCCACCCGUGAAUGGGCACCCUGCCCCUCCAGUGACCUCUGCUCGUUUCCCCAGCUGGGUCACUUUUGAUGACAAUGAAGUCAGCUGCCCUUUGCCACCAAUCACAUCUCCUCUGAAGCCAAAUAUGCCACCUAUGGCACCUGUGACUCCUGUUGUACCUUACAACUCAACUGGGUCAUUCAAGAGGGAUCGUCCCAAGAGCACUUUGAUGAGUUUCUCCAAAGUUCAGAAGCUGGACAUUUCCUCCCUAAACCAUCAACCCUCUGCAACCGAGGCACCACCUUGGAGGGCCACCAAUCCUUUCUUGAAUGAGACACUCCAGGAUGUCCAGCCCUCCCCUAUCAACCCUUUCAGUGCUUUCUUUGAGGAACAGGAGAGGCGCUCCCAAAAAAGCUCCAUUUCCAGUACCACAGGGAAAAGCCAAAGAGAUUCCCUCAUUGUCAUCUACCAGGAUGCCAUCAGUUUUGAUGAUUCAAGCAAAAACCAGUCCCACUCUGAUGCUGUUGAAAAACUCAAACAACUCCAGAUUGAUGAUCCUGAUCACUUUAGCACUGCAGCACUACCUGACGAUGACCCAAUAGCCUGGAUUGAACUAGAUGCUCACUCACCUAGCUCAGCACUGACUCAGCCCAGAGAUGGCUGGCCAAUGAUGCUCAGGAUCCCUGAGAAGAAAAACAUCAUGUCCUCCAGGCACUGGGGACCAAUCUACAUCAAACUGACAGACAGUGGUUACCUGCAGCUGUAUUAUGAGCAGGGCCUAGAAAAGCCAUUCCGUGAGUUCAAGCUGGAGAUCUGCCAUGAAGUUUCAGAACCUCGGCUUCAAAACUAUGAUGAGAAUGGUAGGAUCCACAGCUUGCGGAUAGACCGAGUCACCUACAAAGAGAAGAAGAAAUACCAGCCUAAACCUGCUGUGGCCCACACAGCAGAGAGGGAACAAGUGAUUAAGCUGGGCACCACCAAUUAUGAUGACUUCCUGAGCUUCAUUCGUGCAGUUCAGGACCAGCUCAUGGAUCUUCCAGUAUUGUCAAUGGACUUGAGCACCGUUGGUUUGAACUAUCUUGAAGAGGAGAUUACAGUGGAUGUCAGAGAUGAAUUCUCUGGCAUUAUAAGCAAAGGAGACAACAGAAUUCUCCAGCACCAUGUCUUGACUCGGAUCCAUAUUCUGAGUUUCCUUUCUGGGCUUGCAGAGUGCCGAUUGGGCCUCAAUGACAUUCUCAUCAAAGGAAACGAAAUAGUUUCUCGGCAAGACAUCAUGCCCAUCACUACCACCAAAUGGAUUAAACUCCACGAGUGCCAUUUUCAUGGGUGCGUGGAUGAGGAUGUGUUCAACAGCUCUCGGGUUAUUCUCUUCAACCCUUUGGAUGCUUGCCGGUUUGAGCUAAUGCGGUUCAGGACAGUGUUUGCUGAGAAGACCUUGCCUUUCACACUCAGGACAGCGGCAAGCAUCAGUGGGGCGGAAGUGGAGGUGCAGAGCUGGCUGAGGAUGUCACCCGGCUUCUCCUCCAACCGUGACCCUCUCACUCAGGUUCCCUGUGAGAAUGUAAUGGUUCGUUACCCAGUGCCCAGUGAGUGGGUGAAAAACUUCCGCAGGGAAAGUGUCCUAGGGGAAAAGUCUUUGAAAGCCAAAGUGAACCGAGGGGCAAGUUUUGGCUCAGCUAGUGUCUCUGGCUCUGAGCCUGUCAUGAGAGUAACUCUGGGGACUGCCAAGUAUGAGCAUGCCUUCAGCUCCAUUGUGUGGAGGAUAAACCGACUGCCUGACAAAAACUCAGCUUCUGGCCACCCACACUGUUUCUUUUGCCACCUUGAACUUGGCUCUGACCGGGAAGUGCCUUCCAGCUUUGCCAAUCAUGUGAAUGUUGAGUUCAGCAUGCCCACGACUUCUGCCUCCAAAGCUGCUGUAAGAUCCAUCUCCGUGGAAGACAAGACUGACGUCAGGAAGUGGGUCAAUUAUUCCACACAUUACAGCUACAAGGUGGAAAUUGAGCAAAGAAAAAGUUUGAAACCAGACUUUGAAGGAGAUGAAACAGAAAAUCCCAAGGUGUGUGGGAUACAGUGACAAAACCCUACAUGUGCUAGGGUGGCUUCCUGAAUAGUUUAAGUUUAAGUCAGUACCUGCUGUGGCCACUCCAUAUUGGGAGCAAUCUAUCAGACCUUCCUGUUUGCAGUUACCUGUCUUUUAAUAGGAGCUCCUGAGGUGGUUGCUUAGAAGAUGCUUUUUGACCAUGACCAAGCCUGAAGCGUGUGGUUUAUCUGACUUGGGAGCUUUCUGUAUAGUUAAGCCUUCUUGUCUCAUUUCUGCUUAUAUCACAGUACUAGUAUAUGGUUUGUUAUUACUGUGAAAGAGUCCAGAAAAGUACUUCCAACAUCAUUGUGGGCAUGAUUUCUUUCUGAUAUUCAUCCAUCACUCAUGAGUUUCUGGAAAACAUGGUUUUGAAAAGUUAAUUAAGAGUCCAUUUCUGUCACUUCCUCUUGAAAAGGCUCAGAAAAGGUUCAAGACAAAUUUCCUCUUUGGGUUUACUAGACCUUUUUUAGAUGUCUCUAUUCUAUGCAACAGAACUUUUCCGAUCUGUCUCCCUUGGUUAUAGAUUCUUUAUAUUGAAACAUUUUUGUUUUCAUUUCUCUUAGGUUUCAGUCCUAGGAUUUGUUAUCCUGAAUCUCUAUAGACGUGAGAAAGGGCCCAGUUGGAUUUUACAAAUUUUGUGACUGGACCUACAUUCUGUGAUUGGAUUGGGCUGUAUUCACAUUCCGUUGAAAGGAAAGCAAAAUUAGGCUUAUUUCUCUUCAUUUGGAGGAAAAGGGACAUUAACUAUAAGAUUAUAUUCCGUUUAGGAGACAUCUUCAAUCUCAAUGAAUUCCCAAAGUCACACUGAAAAAUACAGGCCACUUCUGAUUCCUGAAACAAAUACCUCAGGCAUUUGUCAGGGGCAUUUGGGAGUUCUUUUUAUACCUCAUAGCCAAUAGAUUGUUGCAUGUCUCUUUAACACAGACUUUAUAGGAAAUGUAAGCUGAAAAGGAAAUUUUCAAAGCUGUUUUAAACUUUGGAUAAGCUCUCAAGUGUAGAGCUUGAUAAUCACAGUAUUGUAAUAAAUUAAAAAGGCGUCUAGGAUAACACGGAAAAGCCAUAUUUCCCUAUGUUGUGAACAUUAAAUUCUGAUUCCAAGAGUCAGGACAUUUAGUCAAUCUUCUUUUUCUUCAUUUUAUUUGUACCUUGGUGUUUUAUGAUGAAAAGGAUGAAAUGAGAGAAAGCACAUUUUAUCUGAUUGGUAGAUAAUACAGAAGUAGACACUAUGUCAAAUUUUUCAUUGACAGAUGUAAGAUUAAUUUUUUUUUUUUUUUUUGGUACCGAGGAUCGAACUCCGGUCCUUGCACUUGCGAGGCAGGCUGCAGAACCACUGAGCUAAAUCCCUGGCCCAUGUAAGAUUAAUUUAUCCAAUGAACAUUCAUUAAUUCUAACUGUGUUACUGACACUAGGUUAUAGAAAUCAUCACGAUGUUUUUAAAGUAUCUAAGCGUAAGCCUGAAACUAAAGGGGGGAGAUUGAAUAGGCAUUAAUGAGACACUAUGUUCUGAGUUUUUUAAAAGCAACCCUCUUAAAUACAGACUACAGGCAUGUGUGUGUGUGCGUGUGUGUGUGUUGAUGAGAAGGAUGUUGGAAAGAACUGGUUUUACAGCCACUCAUAGAAAUGUUUCUUAGGGAAAUGGGAGUUUAGUUAUGAAUUGGAAGUAUAUCACAGCUAUCAAAGCUAAUGCAUUCAACCUGUGUUAACAGAAGUUCAGCAAUCUCUAUAUGAUAUAUUGUCACUACCUGUCUGGAUAGAAGAUUGAGUUCAAUUACAGAUACUGUUUCUAAGAGACCUUAAUAAGUUGCUUGUGUUAAUAGGCAGGAGACCAAGGUUGUGAAGAAUCUGGCUAUAUAAGGAAUGAGAACAGCAACCUUGAAGAACAGAAGAAAUAGCUGGGAAGGGGGUACUGAGCAGGAUGGAAUGAUAAUGAUAGCUGCCUCAAAAUUUCUGUUAAACUAUAAAAAGGAAGAAGUAGAUUUAUUAAGAGUUCUAAAGAGGAAUAAACUCAAGUGGUAGAAUUUCCUGUUUUUGCAAAUGCUCAAAAGUUAAAAUAACUGUCUAUCCCAGAUGCCACGAGAGGGACUGUCACAUUGGAUUUUGGCUAGCUGACGACCAAGAUUUUUUAAAAAGGUCUCAACAAGAAUAAGGCUCUCUAGCUCCAGUUGUCUGUUUCCUUCAUGUUUUCAUGCUGUUUGAAGUACAGAAGAAUCCCUUAAAAGACUUUGUCAAGGGAUUCCAAAAUACAUCCUUUCCUGUGCUGUACUAAAGACACUAAAGAUUUCUCAUAGACUGCCCAGAUGGGUUGGAGAUUGUCAAGAUGAAGGCCAUCCCAGUACCUUCUCCCCCAGGCUUAGCACUGUGGCAAGCCCUCUGCCUCACCUGCUAGCAUCACAUGAGUAUGACUUGUUGGUUCUUAUUUUUCCUCCUUGAUUAAUUCUCAUUGCCUUCCUAUUUUCACCUGAACUGUUUUUUGUUUAUUAACCAAGAAGUGGGAGAGUCCCUUCUAUACUGCCUGUGUUUGGCAAGCAAAUUAGUACUAAAUUUAAAAAAUCUGCUACCUUGACAACAUCAAGUUUGUUUUGCCUCUAUUUUUAGGGAACUGACUAUGGGUAACAUAUAGGGGUUGGGGAAUAUGAUACAAUAUAUUUUUAGUGUUUUACUAAUCUACAUAAAAGUCACAGUUAGGCACAUAACUUUUUUGAUGUGUAGAGUCUAUGACUGCCACCCUGGAUAUGGGUUAUUUUUUGUGGUUACAGAAAGUUCUCAAUGAGAUCAAUAAUGUGAAAAUAUUAAAAGUGAAUUCAUCUUACCAGUACAUAGUAUAAUUAUUAGAAUACAAAUUAGAAGAUAGCAAGAGCUAUAAUGUACUUUGAGUCUAGGGCUUGCUCUUCAACUUUACAGUAAAAAAGGAAAAUAAUCAUAUUCAUUGUAUGUCAGAAUGUGAGGCAUUUUGUGAGGGAACAUUAAACCUCCUCCACCUGUUCUUGUCGACAUAGUAUUAUUUCUUAUCAAAAGUUAGCUCCUUGUUCAUAUUAAAUAUUAUCUGGACAGUUUUGUGGGUUUUUUAUUCUCUUUCUACCUUUCCACAUUAUUAUUGGGGGUCAUAAUUCUUGAGAACAUUUUUUUAUUUAAAACAUUUCUUAUUUGAAAUGAAACUAAUUUCUGUUCCAAUCCAGUGGUUGGGAGAAGGACUUUUUUCCCCUAGAAACUCAUGUUCCUGAGAAGUGAGAUGCACAAAGAUAAGGAAUGUAUCUUGUGUUUCCAAUACCUUGCACAAAACUUGGAAUAAAAUAGAAGUCAGCUACCUUCAAUGCUUCCUGGCAGGGCAGAGAUACUCAUGAAAUAAAGGGAAAUUUUUAGGUAUUCAGUGUGUGUUGAAAGAAUACUGACCUUGAGAUUCUGAGACUACUUAAGUCCUAUCAAAUACUGGUACUAAAGCAUGCAAUUAGCUUUCAUUUCUGGGAGGAUUUAAAUAACCUUGCUCUCCUUUUAUUCCCAAUUUCAGUGUCAACUAAUAAUAAUUGUCAGCACUCAAGCACUUAAUGUGUUGCUGAACUUGAUAAAAUGUAUCUUAUUCACACUGGGACACAUUUUUUAUGCUCGCAGGUAAAGUAACACAGAUGCUGCUAAUAAUCAGAUUACUGAUGCAGUUUUGUGGCUGCAAGUCAAACUGUAUCUGUGAGCCUAAACCUGGCACAUUAGAAUGGCUGGCGAGGGAAAUACAUGUAGAAUGGAAUUUGAUAGAGUCCUCAGCCAGUCUUGGUGGACCAGUUCUUUGGUUUCCCCAACAUUAACCACUGACCAAUGUUACAGCACAUUUCUUUUGUCACUGUGUAAGAUGGAGGUCUGAGAUUAGGAAAGCUGAAUCUUGUCAGAUGAAAUCAGUAUUUCACAGCUGACUUAGAUUUUCUAAGUAGUGGAAAAUUAGAGAACAAGUUGAAAUUUUUUCCUUAAAAGCCUUGCAAACUAUUAAAUUUGUGUGAAGCAAAUUUAGGGGAAGCACUGCCAUCCAAUCUACUUUUACAAAUUCUCCUAGUUGGAAUGGUAAUUUUAACUCUUCUAAGAAAUAUUAUUUUAAUCCCAACAUAUUUAGAGUUUGGGUUAAGAAUGCAAUCCAACAGGAAAUUUAAACAAAACUUACAAAAAAUUUAAAAUCAUCUUAGUACUAAAUCUAACCCUUCAUUGCAACUUUUUAAUUUUUUUUUUUUUAUUCAUUUGUGGCACUGGAGAGUGAACCCAGGGCCUUCUGCAUGCUAGGCAAGUCUUCUACUAAUGAGCUACAUUCCCAGCCCCAACUCUUAAUAUUAGAGUAUUCUCACCAAGUUUCUAAAGGUAUUCUGUACAUGUCACCAAAGUCCAAGUACCAAUUCUCUACAAAUCACCAUUUUUUAAUUAUUCUCUUUGUAUAUAAGACAGGCUUUGGAUAUUGUGAUUGAUAUUUACAUAUUUAAGUAAUUAAAAGUGAAGGAAAUAUGUAAGACAGCCGUAAAUAUGGAGAACAGAUGUGUAUAUCAAUAAUAUUUUCCCGUUUAUUAACUAAAACAAGAAGUAGGAUUUUUAUAUUUCUUCUAGUGUGCCUUAGUGAAUCUGCUUGAGAAAAUCUAGUCCUUCGUUUUGAGAAUUGAAAAAGAAAAAUGUGUCGCUGAACCUGCACUUCCAAGCUUGCCUGUAAAGGCAGAAACUUUCCACAUUGAUAUGUUUGGCAGUGCCUGGAAAGAGGCAAAUAAUAACUGGAUGUAAUUUUAAAAAGCUCUCAAAAGCAGACUUAAGAAAUAGAAAUUCAAUAUGAAAUGGUAUAAGGAGAUGAAUAUAGCACUGGCCACCAGUCUUCAAAAAACUUGAACUAGAGACCACUUCUUUAAAACUAAAAGUAUGAAGCUACAGGAAAAAAGAGAUUGCAAAGCAGGAAUAAUCAAUAGACUUGUUCAGCUCAACAAAUAUUUAUCAUGUCUACUCUGAUCAUGGUGCUGUGUUGGCAGCCAGCUUCCCUGAAAGGAUCAAAAGCUAAGCACAAGGACACCGAAGAUUGUUUAAAAGUCUUCGGUAGGCAUUUUCCCAAUUUAACUUCAGUUUCCAGAGAGAGAGAGAGAGAGAGAGAGAGAGAGAGAGAGAGACUUAAUUUCUCCUCAGUUUCUUUUAAACUAAGUUUAUGGAGUGUUUUAUAAAAUCUGCUUUGAUGCCAAUUUCACUGAUAUUCCAUGUCAGUAUGACUUCACAUAUUCUUAGGAACCAAUUAAUCUAAAUUUUGAAGAGUGGGAAACCCAGAUGGUUCAUCUUUUCCUUUUCAUGUCUUUACCCUUUACCAACUGCCCAGAAGGUAAAACAGAGAAAAUCUCCCUGCAAUCCUUUAUUUUGUACUUGCCUUCAAAACUCCAGUUAGAAAGGAGGAUCAAAGAGGCUGAUGAAGAUGGAUUGGAAUGCUUCUCUGGACCUUGCAUGGGCAUCACCCAGCAAGAGUGGUGUGGCUAUGAAGAACAGACAGGUGUCCAGGGUGGAUGUUAGGGUUUAGGUACAACUGGAAGCAGAAGUAGGUCUAGCCUUACAAGGCACUGAGGAUGUCAGGAUGGUCCCUGAUUUAUAGAUUGCCCUUUUAUACAAAUGACUAAAGGAGGAAAAAGUACUUAAUAAACAUCCUGGGACUAUUUGUAAGUUAUGGCAAAACCAAAUGAGACAAAAGGGACAGUCCCCCAACCCCGACUUUCCUCAGCAUCUCUUACUAACACGAAAACAUACAUUUAAAAAUGUAAAAAACAUGUGUAAGCUACAGAAUUGCUUCUCUUAUGUGGCAUGUUUCAGUAUGAUUUUGAGUUCUUUUCUUAUGCUUAGUCGCAUGUAAUGGAUGGAUUCCACCUGGAUGGAAUGAGGGAUUCUAGCUCCUUCCUGUUCACUCCCAUGACCCGCUUCAGAUCACACCCUGAACUCUAGUUGUGGACACCAUCUAGUCACACAGUAACUGAAAUCUUACACAGUGUCAUUCGUGGCCUUGUGCUUUAGAGUGGGCAAUCCUAGCAGUAUCUUGCAGAAGACCCUUCUCUCAGCAGCGGCCUGCUGGGUUUAAGGGUGGUAAAGUCAGGAGUGAGAGAAGGGAAUUAUACGAACUCCUCUGAUCCUCAGCCAGCAUUCAUUUAACCUUCAUGUCCACUCACCAUCGUAAUCUGGAGAAAACAUUGCCAUAUUCAAGAGAUUAAUCAGAAUCAGUGCUUUUGCAAGGGGGACAACAGAGGAACGCCGUUCCUCACCCUGCAUUUUUGUAAUGUCCAUAGUGAGUUUCCUUGUGUGAAAGCAGAUGAGCCCAAGAUCAAGUGGACGAUUCAGCUGAUGCAAGGCUUGUAUUUUCCUUCUUUCAUCACCUGUCCUCAUUAUACAUAUUUUCUUGCACUAUUGUGGUUAACUUUAUGUAAAACAAGUUUAUUUUAUUUUUUUUAGAAAAUUAAAAUGUGCCUAUGUAAGAAAGUCUACACACUGGCUAUCUCUGUCGAGGUGAGGUUUUAGUUGUUCUACUGAUUAUAAUCUGUAAUGUCUUUUUUGAAUUAUGAAAAUGAGCUGUUAAUAAAAUUUUUAAACAAAG
Molecule: messenger RNA, 9537 nt
Organism: Heterocephalus glaber (naked mole-rat)
Lineage: Eukaryota; Metazoa; Chordata; Mammalia; Rodentia; Bathyergidae
Gene: Ston2
Product: stonin 2
Biological process (GO): regulation of endocytosis; endocytosis
Source: RefSeq, a predicted model, not a curated record